Perkinsus marinus ATCC 50983 is the source of this 887-nucleotide messenger RNA. RefSeq names its product Protein C9orf32, putative. NCBI's taxonomy places the organism in Eukaryota, Perkinsozoa, Perkinsida, Perkinsidae. Gene Ontology annotation, molecular function: methyltransferase activity. The transcript is spliced from 9 exons. The record is from RefSeq and is a predicted model, not a curated record. The coding region runs from base 84 to 851 and encodes 255 amino acids. Gene Ontology annotation, cellular component: cytoplasm. Gene Ontology annotation, biological process: N-terminal protein amino acid methylation.
GAAGACACUUAUUGUUCUCCUUCCAAUUCACUCGCGUGUCGAGUCGUCUAUUGAGCCGUGUACUAUACGCCAGAAGUUCGAAAAUGAAUAACAAUAGCAAUAACGUUAUGUUAGAGGGAGGGCAAGACACUGAUGGUCGCAAAUUCAGCAGUCUACAAGAUAUGUGGAGCGAGAAGCUUUCUGCUGGCUCUGAUGAGUGGUACGGUAAGGCAGUGUCCUAUUGGGAGAAUCAGCCUUCUUCCGAUGACGGGGUCCUCCAAGGCUUUGAAGGGCUGUCGCCAACAGACGUGAUGGGCUCUCUCAAGUUCCUCGAUACGAUAGAGAGAAAAGUCCCCAACCCCCCGAUGUUCCGCACUGUGGUGGACUGCGGUGCUGGAAUCGGGCGAGUCAGUCGGGAAGUCUUGACACAGCGAUUCCAAACGAUAGAUCUCGUCGAACCUUGUGCUAACCUCCUUGAUACGGCCAGGAAGACUCUCAGUCCUGCCGCCACUGCACCUUGCCAUGUGGAGAGGUUCUUGCAAAUGGGUGUUCAAGACUUCAACCCAGAGCUUGGUCGUUAUGAUAUGAUAUGGAACCAAUGGUGUCUCCUGUAUCUCACCGAUGAGGACCUCGUAGCGUAUCUCAAGCGUUGCAAGGCUGCCUUAGCUCCCAAGGGCGGCGUAGUAGUCGUGAAGGAGAAUGUGGUUAUUGAGGGUAAGUUCGUGGUCGAUAAAGACGACAACUCCAUCACUCGCACGGACUCCCAGUACAAGACGUUGUUCGCACGAGCAGGGCUGAGCUUAGUGCUGGAAAUGAUACAACCUCACUGGCCAGACGAUCUCUUCCCGGUGAAAAUGUACUGCUUGCGAUGAAGAGCUAUUCAAGCAACGUUCACAUCCUGUUUCUCU